Molecule: messenger RNA, 3166 nt
Organism: Cynocephalus volans (Philippine flying lemur)
Lineage: Eukaryota; Metazoa; Chordata; Mammalia; Dermoptera; Cynocephalidae
Gene: ATP1A3
Product: ATPase Na+/K+ transporting subunit alpha 3
Exons: 23
Coding region: 125-3166 (1013 amino acids)
Biological process (GO): intracellular sodium ion homeostasis; sodium ion export across plasma membrane; proton transmembrane transport
Cellular component (GO): plasma membrane
Molecular function (GO): ATP binding; ATP hydrolysis activity; P-type sodium:potassium-exchanging transporter activity
Source: RefSeq, a predicted model, not a curated record
GUGGGACUAACCGACCGACGGACGCACGCCCGGACCUAGGCGCGGGCGCUGCAGAGGCCCCCAGCCCGAGCCCGCGCCUGAGCCCGCCCCGCCCGCCCGCCGGUCUCCCCGUGGAGCUGCCAAGAUGGGGGACAAGAAAGAUGACAAGGGCUCACCCAAAAAGAGCAAGGGCAAGGAGCGCCGGGACCUGGAUGACCUCAAGAAAGAGGUGGCUAUGACAGAGCACAAGAUGUCAGUGGAAGAGGUCUGCCGGAAGUACAACACGGACUGUGUGCAGGGUCUUACACACAGCAAAGCCCAGGAGAUCCUGGCCCGGGAUGGGCCUAAUGCGCUCACACCACCGCCUACCACCCCAGAGUGGGUCAAGUUCUGUCGUCAGCUCUUUGGGGGCUUCUCCAUCCUGCUGUGGAUUGGAGCUAUCCUCUGCUUCCUGGCCUACGGCAUCCAGGCAGGCACUGAGGACGACCCCUCUCGUGACAACCUGUACCUGGGCAUUGUGCUGGCGGCUGUAGUGAUCAUCACUGGCUGCUUCUCCUACUACCAGGAGGCCAAGAGCUCCAAGAUCAUGGAGUCCUUCAAAAACAUGGUGCCCCAGCAAGCCCUGGUGAUCCGAGAAGGCGAGAAGAUGCAGGUGAAUGCAGAGGAGGUGGUGGUCGGGGACCUGGUGGAGAUCAAGGGUGGAGACAGAGUCCCGGCCGACCUGCGUAUUAUCUCAGCCCAUGGAUGCAAGGUGGACAACUCCUCCCUGACCGGUGAAUCUGAGCCCCAGACUCGCUCUCCCGACUGCACACAUGACAACCCGUUGGAGACUCGGAAUAUCACCUUCUUUUCUACCAACUGCGUGGAAGGUACGGCUCGGGGCGUGGUGGUGGCCACGGGUGACCGCACUGUCAUGGGCCGCAUUGCCACCCUGGCUUCAGGGCUAGAGGUGGGCAAGACACCCAUCGCCAUUGAGAUCGAGCACUUCAUCCAGCUCAUCACCGGCGUGGCUGUCUUUCUGGGCGUCUCCUUCUUCAUCCUCUCCCUCAUUCUCGGAUAUACCUGGCUUGAGGCUGUCAUCUUCCUCAUUGGUAUCAUCGUGGCCAAUGUCCCAGAGGGCCUGCUGGCCACUGUCACAGUGUGUCUGACGCUGACUGCCAAGCGCAUGGCUCGGAAGAACUGCCUGGUGAAGAACCUGGAGGCUGUGGAGACCCUGGGCUCCACAUCCACCAUCUGCUCGGACAAGACGGGGACCCUCACCCAGAACCGCAUGACAGUUGCCCACAUGUGGUUUGACAACCAGAUCCAUGAGGCUGACACCACUGAGGAUCAGUCAGGGACCUCAUUCGACAAGAGCUCGCACACCUGGGUGGCCCUGUCCCACAUUGCUGGACUCUGCAAUCGUGCUGUCUUCAAGGGCGGCCAGGACAACAUCCCUGUGCUCAAGAGGGAUGUGGCUGGGGAUGCCUCUGAGUCUGCCCUGCUCAAGUGUAUCGAGUUGUCCUCUGGCUCCGUGAAGCUGAUGCGCGAACGCAACAAGAAAGUAGCUGAGAUUCCCUUCAACUCCACCAAUAAAUACCAGCUCUCCAUCCAUGAGACUGAGGACCCCAAUGACAACCGAUACCUGCUGGUGAUGAAGGGUGCUCCUGAGCGUAUCCUGGACCGCUGCUCCACCAUCCUGCUGCAGGGCAAGGAGCAGCCGCUGGACGAGGAGAUGAAGGAGGCCUUCCAGAACGCCUACCUAGAGCUUGGUGGCCUGGGAGAGCGUGUGCUUGGUUUCUGCCAUUACUACCUGCCCGAGGAGCAGUUCCCCAAGGGCUUUGCCUUCGACUGCGACGAUGUGAACUUCACCACGGAGAAUCUCUGCUUUGUGGGCCUCAUGUCCAUGAUCGACCCUCCCCGGGCGGCCGUCCCUGAUGCGGUGGGCAAGUGCCGCAGUGCAGGCAUCAAGGUCAUCAUGGUCACAGGCGAUCACCCCAUCACGGCAAAGGCCAUUGCCAAGGGUGUGGGCAUCAUCUCCGAGGGCAAUGAGACUGUGGAGGACAUCGCCGCUCGGCUCAACAUUCCCGUCAGCCAGGUCAACCCCAGGGAUGCCAAGGCCUGUGUGAUCCAUGGCACUGACCUCAAGGACUUCACCUCCGAGCAGAUUGAUGAGAUCCUGCACAAUCACACCGAGAUCGUCUUCGCCCGCACAUCCCCGCAGCAGAAGCUCAUCAUCGUGGAGGGCUGUCAGAGGCAGGGAGCUAUUGUGGCUGUGACUGGGGAUGGUGUGAAUGACUCUCCCGCUCUGAAGAAGGCUGACAUUGGUGUGGCCAUGGGCAUAGCUGGCUCUGACGUCUCCAAGCAGGCAGCGGACAUGAUUCUGUUGGAUGACAACUUUGCCUCCAUCGUCACGGGUGUUGAGGAGGGCCGCCUGAUCUUUGACAAUCUGAAGAAGUCCAUCGCCUACACCCUGACCAGCAACAUCCCUGAAAUCACACCCUUCUUGCUGUUCAUCAUGGCCAACAUCCCGCUGCCCCUGGGCACCAUCACCAUCCUCUGUAUUGAUCUAGGCACUGACAUGGUCCCCGCCAUCUCGUUGGCCUAUGAGGCUGCUGAGAGCGAUAUCAUGAAGCGACAGCCCAGGAACCCGCGGACAGACAAACUGGUCAAUGAGAGGCUCAUCAGCAUGGCGUACGGGCAGAUCGGAAUGAUCCAGGCUCUGGGUGGCUUCUUCUCCUACUUUGUGAUCCUGGCAGAAAAUGGCUUCUUGCCUAGCAACCUGGUGGGCAUCCGGCUGAAUUGGGACGACCGCACCGUCAAUGACCUGGAGGACAGUUAUGGGCAGCAGUGGACAUACGAGCAGAGGAAGGUGGUGGAGUUCACUUGCCACACGGCCUUCUUCGUGAGCAUCGUGGUUGUCCAGUGGGCCGACCUGAUCAUCUGCAAGACCCGGAGGAACUCGGUCUUCCAGCAGGGCAUGAAGAACAAGAUCCUGAUCUUUGGGUUGUUUGAGGAGACGGCCCUUGCUGCCUUCCUGUCCUACUGCCCCGGCAUGGACGUGGCCCUCCGCAUGUACCCUCUCAAGCCCAGCUGGUGGUUCUGUGCCUUCCCCUACAGUUUCCUCAUCUUCGUGUACGACGAAAUCCGCAAACUCAUCCUGCGCAGGAACCCCGGGGGUUGGGUGGAGAAAGAAACCUACUACUGA